Saccostrea echinata is the source of this 1471-nucleotide messenger RNA. RefSeq names its product caspase-3-like. Gene Ontology annotation, biological process: proteolysis. Gene Ontology annotation, molecular function: cysteine-type endopeptidase activity. The transcript has 9 exons. The record is from RefSeq and is a predicted model, not a curated record. The coding region runs from base 50 to 1327 and encodes 425 amino acids. Lineage: Eukaryota; Metazoa; Mollusca; Bivalvia; Ostreida; Ostreidae.
CCAAGAGAGAAGAAAACGGUGUAAUAUAUUUUUACACAAUUCGUGAAAAAUGACUGAAAAGUCAGAUUUUGCUCCCAAGACACCAAAAAGUAGCUACAAACAGUUAGAUGAACUGGCACAAAAAAACCGGACAGUGAUUUUCAGUAAAUUUGACCAACACCCGGAGGGAUUCCUUGCUUCCUUAACUCUAGGAGAAGAAGUGUACACUGGGAUUGGUAGCAAUAAAACAACAGCAAAAGAUAAAGCAGCGGAAGCGGCAUUAGAAAUCUGGAGUACGAAAAUAACCCCAGAAAAAAAGCAAGACAAAACACCUGUUACGAAACUAAAUGAACUUUGUCAGCAAAAUAGGAAUAUAAAACACAGGUAUGAAGAGCUUGACAAAGAUGCGGACGAUUUCGUCUUCAGAGUUUUGAUUAUGCUCGAAAAUGAGGAAGGAAAAGUGGAAACGGAAGAGGAACAUAAAGGAAAAGGAAGAUCUAAGAAGGAUGCUAAACAAAACUCUGCUUCUAUGGCUCUACAGAGAAGUUAUAUACUACAGUCCUUCACAGGAGUUGUACCGGUUGUGAAGAAUGAUACAUGUUUUUCUCCAGUUGGACGAUUGUAUGAAUGUAGACCGAGGCAGACUGGCUAUGUUCUCAUUGUGUAUUUCAGCAUAGAAAGAGAUUGGGCAGAUGUAGACGUAGACAACAUUAAAAGAUUCAUGGAAAACACAUUAAGAUUUCGAAUUGAGGUAGUAAAAGAUCCAACUAAAGAUGAAUUAAUCAAAGUACUAGAAGCCACAUACAGACAUCUAAACGACCACUCAAGUGCUUAUUACUGUUUCACUUUUUUCCUCAUGGGUCACGGAAGUCAGUUUGGAGUAAGGACAGCUGACAAGGGGAAAAAGAAAAUGACAAUCAGUGUUGACGAAAUUUUAGAAUACUUCAAAAAUAACAAAAUGCCUGAAUUUACUGGAAAACCCAAAAUGUUUUUCCUCCAGUGUUGUCGAGGGGAGUCACUUCAGGAGACCUUAAUACAGCCCGACACUGAUGAAGAGGAUAGUGAUAAAAUCAGGGUACCGACUGAUGGAGAUAUUCUUAUUGCUCAUGCUACAACUGAAGGCUAUAAAGCCUAUAGAUUUAAAGACAUUGGAUCUAUUUUCAUCUUUAACUGUAUCAAAACCUUUGAAGAUAGCUACACAACAAUGCAUCUAGAAGAUAUGAUGAUAGAUGUAAAAGCCGUUAUCGCUCUUGAUCCAAGAUGGCGCCGAACAAAAGAGCAUGCUCAGAUGCCUUGUACAUGGAGCACAUUGACAAGAAGAUUCUACUUUUUACCCACCGAUAGAUGAGAUGUACUUUUAUCUAGUGUGAAGUUUCAAUCUUUCAAACACUGGUCCUCAUCUGUGUAUUUUUACGAAUUAUUAAAAUUGUUAUAGUUAUCAAAUUAUUGCGAAAUAUUUAUCCGAUAUUUUAAUGCAUUUAUUAAUUUAUAU